AGCGAGUCGAUGAGUCUGUGCUGGAGCCGGGCGCGAGCGCACGGCGGCGUCUGAGGUCGGACGGGUCGCCGUCUUCCGCGUCCGGGCUGGCAGCGGUCGCUGUGGGGAGUCAGGCGGGACGCCCUCGAACCUACUCAGGAUGCUGUGUCUGCUGCUCCUUUGUGAAUGUCUUUUGCUGAUGACUGGUCAUGCUCAUGAUGAUGACUGGAUUGACCCCACAGAUAUGCUUAAUUAUGAUGCUGCUUCAGGAACCAUGAGAAAGUCUCAGAUGAAAUAUGGUACAUCCGAGAAAAAGGAAAUGAUCCCUGACUUGUCGAAUGCUGAGGAGUUAUCAGACUGCUUGCACAGACUGGAUUCUUUAACUCACAAGGUGGAUGACUGUGAGAAGAAGAAAAUGAAAGAUUAUGAAAGUCAAAGCAACCCUGUGUUUAGGAGAUACCUAAAUAAGAUUUUAAUUGAAGCCGGCAAGCUUGGACUUCCUGAUGAAAACAAAGUUGAUGUGCAUUAUGAUGCUGAGAUUCUCCUUACAAGACAAACACUCUUGGAGAUACAGAAGUUCCUCAGUGGAGAGGAGUGGAAGCCAGGAGCCUUGGAUGACGCCUUAAGUGAUAUUUUAAUCAAUUUUAAGUGUCAUGAUUCAGAAGCAUGGAAGUGGCGAUUUGAAGACUCUUUUGGAGUGGAUGCAUAUAAUGCGUUUAUGGUGCUCUUGUGUCUGCUCUGCAUUGUGCUGUUGGUGGCUACAGAACUGUGGACAUAUAUUUGCUGGUACACACAGUUGAGACGCAUUUGUAUUAUCAUUUUUCUCUUCAGUGUGGGAUGGAAUUGGGUGUAUCUAUAUAAGGUAGCUUUUGCUGAGCAUCAGGCUAACGUUGCCAAGAUGGCGCCAUUGGACAAUGUGUGUGCUGAGAAGAUGGACUGGACUGGAAGUCUCUGGGAAUGGUUUAGAAGUUCAUGGACCUAUAAGGAUGACUCGUGCCAAAAGUACUAUGAGCUCUUACUAAUCAACCCUAUUUUGUUGGUUCCGCCAACAAAGGCUCUGGCAGUUACAUUCACUAACUUCGUAACAGAACCAUUAAAGCACAUUGGAAAAGGAACUGGUGAAUUCAUUAAAGCACUCAUGAAGGAGAUCCCAGUGUUACUGCAGAUUCCAGUGCUGGUGAUUAUGGCACUGGCCGUCCUGAGCUUCUGCUACGGUGCUGGAAAGUCAGUUCCUAUGCUGAGAUACUUGGGUGGUCCUGAAAGAGAACCUCCCCAGGCACUUGAGCCAGCCGACAGGCGACAGCAGAAGCAACUUGACUAUAGACUUCAUGGUGGAGCAGGUGAUGCAGAUUUCUGUUAUAGGGGCCACGCUGGCUCCAUCGAGCAAGGCCCUUAUGACACGAUGCAUGCGUGUAACAGAGAAGGUUUGAGACAGAGACACGUUGAUAUGAGACUUCGCACUGGCAACAAGAGCCCUGAAGUGCUCCGGGCAUGUGAUUUACCUGACACAGAGGCUCAAGAGCAUCCAGAAGUGGUACCCAGCCAUAAACCAUCCAUUGUGAAUACAAACCUCAAAGAGAUUGGACCCCCAGGAGAAAGCACCCCAACAGAACACAGCCAGUCUGCCAAGACUGUCUCUGGCCAAGGUGCAGGGACUGCAGAAGUCUCACCCACAGCGGAGAAGGCCCCGGUGAUGCUAGAUUCUGCGUGCAGCCCACAGGGAGGUGCCACACACAGCCCAGGAACCGCAACAUGUGUGACUGAUCUUGUCAGCAGCCCAUGUGGCUAAGGAACAUGAAGUCAUCUUUGAAGUCUAUAACUGUUUGGGAGUGGACUCCAUCUGGACAGUCAGCAAAGCAACACGCUGUUCUCGAAAGAUUACAGUCAUUCAGGGAAGACUUGACUAAAACAAGUGAACAUAUCAAGGCCAGCUUGUUUCAGUUGACUAGCAAGAGUUUGUCAUGGAGACUAAAGCAUAUUGUAACUGCCUUUUAAGAAAGUAACAAUGGGGUAGGUAGCUGUUAAAAGCACUUUUUAAAAUGGAAUAAUGUUGAAUGCUUACAGGGUCUUAAUAGCCACUGUAAAUGCAAAAUAAACACUUAUUUUUUACAUUUUGA
Chionomys nivalis (European snow vole) is the source of this 2096-nucleotide messenger RNA. It is a transcript of the gene Clcc1, whose product is annotated as chloride channel CLIC like 1. The record is from RefSeq and is a predicted model, not a curated record. Gene Ontology annotation, molecular function: chloride channel activity. Bases 140 to 1768 code for a protein of 542 amino acids. NCBI's taxonomy places the organism in Eukaryota, Metazoa, Chordata, Mammalia, Rodentia, Cricetidae. The transcript is spliced from 12 exons. Gene Ontology annotation, cellular component: membrane; endoplasmic reticulum.